This is a messenger RNA of Loxodonta africana (African savanna elephant), 1081 nucleotides long. RefSeq names its product NKG2-A/NKG2-B type II integral membrane protein-like. Gene Ontology annotation, cellular component: external side of plasma membrane; plasma membrane. The record is from RefSeq and is a predicted model, not a curated record. Gene Ontology annotation, biological process: stimulatory C-type lectin receptor signaling pathway; positive regulation of natural killer cell mediated cytotoxicity. Lineage: Eukaryota; Metazoa; Chordata; Mammalia; Proboscidea; Elephantidae. The coding region runs from base 316 to 879 and encodes 187 amino acids. The transcript has 5 exons. Gene Ontology annotation, molecular function: transmembrane signaling receptor activity.
UGUGGAGUAUGACUUUUAAUAAGUAAGGAUAUUUUUAUUUAUGGACUUCUUUAUUCUUAAUAAUUUAUUGCUUUUUGUUACUCCAGCAAAAUAUAUUUUAUCAAAUGAAGAAUACCUUUCAAAAAUUACUUAUUCUACCAUGAGACUUUUGAGGAAGGCUUAGAACCAGAAGUUGAGAUUCUCAGUUGCAAAGUGAGCACUGAUACUUACCCUCCCUCCCCACCUAGUUUGAUCUUGUCAUAUACACAGCACGUAUUUCCUUCUUGAGCACAGUUUCUCAUAGAGCACAGACCUUGACACCCCUCAGCUGCAGAGAUGAAUAAUCAAACAGUAACCUACUCAGAAGUGAAUCUGGCCAAGAACCCAAAAAGGCAGCAAAUCAAACCCAAGGACGCUGAUAGCUCCAUUUCAGUCACUGAGCAGGAAAUAACUUACGUGGAAUUAAACCUUCAUGGUGCUUCCCAGGAUCUUCAGAAGAAUGACAAGAAUUUCUGCUGCAAAGGGAAGCUCUUUGCUGGGAUCCUGGGAAUCAUCUGCAUUGUCUUGAUGGCCAGUGUAGUAACCGUGGCAGUCAUAGUUGUUCCUCCUUCUGUUGGAAUGCCAGAGAACACAACCCAGAAAGCAUAUCAUUGUGGCCAUUGUCCAGAAGACUGGUUAUCCUAUUCCAACAAUUGCUAUUAUAUUAGUAGUGAUAAAAAAAACUGGACUGAGAGUCAGACGGCCUGUGCUUCUAAAAAAUCUAAUCUGAUUUAUAUAGAUAAUGAAGAAGAAAUGAAGUUUAUGGACAUUCUAUCAUCUUAUUCAUGGGUUGGACUGUCUCGUGAAAGCAGUGAUCAUUCCUGGUUAUGGAAAAAUGGCUCGCCUUUAAAGCAAAAGUAAGUUCUUCGGAAUGAUGUUAUAUAGAAGAAGAAAAAUACGAAAAAGAAAAAUUUAGAUCAGUAAUAUUAAUAAAUGUGACUGGAUUGAAUUAUAGGCAUGUAGAGAGAAAAUGAAAAUUAAUGACAUGAAAUGUUGAUGGAAAUACUAAGAAUGAAGUGCUCACUGUUCGUAGUAAUUAUUACUAAUAUUUUAUGAGAAAUGU